CGGGCCGCCGCCGCGCUGUCGUCGCGGCGCCCCCGCCCGGUCCUCCGCCCGCUUGCCCGUCCGCACCGCCCCCGCCGCCGGCCAGCCGGGCCCGGAGCCAGGGCCGAGUCCGCGCCAUGCCGGCCCGGCUGCUGCGGCUGCUGCUGGCGCUGCUGCUGCCCGCCCCUGAGAUUUCCGGAAGUACGAGCACGGUGACGCUUCCUGAAACCUUGCUGUUUGUGUCAACUCUGGAUGGAAGUUUACAUGCUGUAAGCAAGCGGACAGGCUCAAUCAAAUGGACUUUAAAAGAAGAUCCAGUCCUACAGGUUCCAACACAUGUUGAAGAGCCUGCAUUCCUCCCAGACCCCAAUGAUGGCAGCCUGUAUACACUUGGGGGCAAGAAUAAUGAAGGCCUGACGAAACUUCCCUUUACCAUCCCAGAGUUGGUGCAGGCAUCUCCAUGCCGAAGUUCAGAUGGAAUUCUUUACAUGGGUAAAAAGCAGGACAUUUGGUAUGUUAUUGACCUCCUGACCGGGGAGAAGCAGCAGACUUUGUCAUCGGCCUUCGCAGAAAGUCUCUGUCCAUCCACCUCUCUUCUGUAUCUCGGGCGAACAGAGUACACCAUCACCAUGUAUGACACCAAAAACCGAGAGCUCCGGUGGAACGCCACCUACUUUGACUAUGCAGCCUCGCUGCCUGAGGACGACAUGGACUACAAGAUGUCCCACUUUGUGUCGAAUGGUGAUGGGCUGGUGGUGACCGUGGACAGUGAAUCUGGGGACGUCCUGUGGAUCCAAAACUACGCCUCCCCUGUGGUGGCCUUUUAUGUUUGGCAGCGGGAGGGUCUGAGGAAGGUGAUGCACAUCAACGUCGCUGUGGAGACCCUGCGUUAUCUGACCUUCAUGUCUGGGGAGGUGGGGCGCAUCACCAAGUGGAAGUACCCGUUCCCCAAGGAGACGGAGGCCAAGAGCAAGCUGACGCCCACCUUGUAUGUUGGGAAAUACUCUACCAGCCUGUACGCCUCCCCCUCCAUGGUACAUGAGGGGGUCGCUGUCGUGCCCCGAGGCAGCACUCUUCCUUUGUUGGAAGGCCCCCAGACUGACGGUGUCACCAUCGGGGACAAAGGGGAGUGUGUGAUCACGCCCAGCACAGACCUAAAGUUUGACCCUGGACUCAAAGGGAAGAACAAGCUCAACUACCUGAGGAAUUACUGGCUUCUGAUAGGACACCAUGAAACUCCAUUGUCUGCAUCAACCAAGAUGCUGGAGAGGUUCCCCAACAAUCUGCCCAAACAUCGGGAAAACGUGAUUCCUGCUGAUUCCGAGAAAAAGAGCUUUGAGGAGGUCAUCAACCUGGUUGACCAGACUUCAGAAACCGCGCCCACCACAGUGACUCAGGAUGUGGAAGAGAAGUUUACCCAUGCCCCCGCCAAGCCUGAGGCACCCGUGGAUUCCAUGCUCAAGGACAUGGCCACCAUCAUCCUGAGUACCUUCCUGCUGAUCGGCUGGGUGGCCUUCAUCAUCACCUACCCCUUGAGCAUGCAUCAGCAGCAGCAGCUCCAGCACCAGCAGUUCCAGAAGGAACUGGAGAAAAUCCAGCUCCUGCAACAGCAGCAGCUGCCCUUCCAUUCACCUGUGGACCCGGCACAGGACACAGAGCUCCUGGACAUAUCUGGCCCGUACUCGGAGAGCUCAGGCACCAGCAGCCCCAGCAUGUCCCCCAGAGCGUCCAACCACUCUCUGCACAUGAGCGGCUCUGCCUCCAAGGCUGGCAUCAGCCCCUCCCUGGACCAGGAUGACGAGGAUGAGGAAACCAGCAUGGUGUUGGUUGGAAAAAUUUCAUUUUGUCCCAAGGAUGUCCUGGGCCACGGAGCUGAGGGCACAAUUGUGUACCGAGGUAUGUUUGACAACCGUGAUGUGGCCGUCAAGAGGAUCCUCCCGGAGUGUUUCAGCUUUGCAGACCGUGAGGUCCAGCUGCUGCGAGAGUCAGACGAGCACCCCAACGUGAUCCGCUACUUUUGCACCGAGAGAGACCGGCAGUUCCAGUACAUUGCCAUCGAGCUGUGCGCAGCCACUCUGCAGGAGUAUGUGGAGCAGAAAGACUUUGCCCACCUCGGCCUGGAGCCUAUCACCUUGCUGCAGCAGACUACUUCAGGCCUGGCUCACCUCCACUCCCUCAACAUUGUUCACAGAGACCUGAAACCCCACAACAUCCUCCUUUCCAUGCCCAACGCACAUGGCAGGAUCAAGGCCAUGAUCUCUGACUUUGGCCUCUGCAAGAAGCUGGCAGUGGGCAGGCACAGCUUCAGCCGCCGGUCUGGGGUGCCCGGCACAGAAGGCUGGAUCGCUCCUGAGAUGCUGAGUGAAGACUGCAAGGAGAACCCAACCUACACAGUGGACAUCUUCUCUGCGGGCUGCGUCUUUUACUACGUGAUAUCUGAAGGCAGCCACCCUUUUGGCAAGUCCCUGCAGCGGCAAGCCAACAUCCUUCUGGGCGCCUACAGCCUCGACUGCUUACACCAAGAGAAGCACGAAGACGUCAUUGCACGUGAAUUAAUAGAGAAAAUGAUCGCGAUGGACCCUCAGAAACGCCCCUCGGCGAAGCACGUGCUCAAACACCCCUUCUUCUGGGGCCUAGAAAAGCAGCUACAGUUCUUCCAGGACGUGAGUGACCGAAUCGAGAAGGAGUCCCUGGACAGCCCGAUCGUGAAGCAGUUAGAGAGAGGUGGAAGAGCUGUGGUGAAGAUGGACUGGAAGGAGAACAUCACCGUCCCCCUCCAGACAGAUCUGCGUAAAUUCAGGACUUACAAGGGUGGCUCGGUUAGGGAUCUCCUCCGAGCCAUGAGAAAUAAGAAGCACCACUACCGGGAACUGCCGGCAGAGGUGCGUGAGACGCUGGGCUCCCUCCCCGACGACUUCGUGCGCUACUUCACGUCGCGCUUCCCCCACCUCCUCUUACACACCUACCGGGCCCUGGAGCUGUGCAGCCACGAGAGACUCUUCCAGCCCUACUACUGCCAUGAGCCCCCAGAGCCGCAGCCCGCCCUGCCACCCGAUGCCCUCUGAGCCAGGGCGGCCCCUCCAUUCUGGGCAGCCCCAGCUGGGACUGAGGGCCUGGUCUCUGCAACCCAGAGUGUGGCGCCUCCCGGCUUAACAGGGAGACCAGGGUUCCCAACCAAGUGCCUUGAGCUGCCAUUCUGCCGCCAGCAGAGGAUAAUGCUGACUCCAGGAGGUGGGAACAGUGACCCCUCCUGACCACCAGCUGGAAGGAUGUUGGACGUGAAAGCUUUACAAUCAGGAUGUCCACAGCGGAGGCCCAUUCCAGAGAUAGCGAAAGGAGUCCGCUUCGACCUUCUGCUGGAUAAACUUGCUUCAGACUUAGAUGUUUCUUUUUAAAAUUCCUGUUUGAUGUCAACCUAUGGGCUGAGAGAGCCUUUCAGGAAGGAGAGGAGGGAAUCCUAAGUUUUGCCCACGUGCUGGGGCAGGAGCAUCUCUCUCCUAGACCAGCCAGGCUGAGAGUGCGCCGCGUGCUGCCUGGGCUAGAAGUGGGGCUUGAGAGGUGAGCAUGCCGAGGAAGAGGAGGCUGCUCAGAGGGCAUCAUCCCCGGGGGACAGGAGAUGCCAUGGUGAUCACAAAUGAGCCCAGGUUCCCAGAGCCUGUGUUUUCUAGGAGGCAGUGAGCCUUGAGCAGGGGAUGCAGUGGCAGGGACGGGUCAGCGAUACAUUCUGGAAGGUGAGGUCACGUCUGCAGUUUUCUCUUGGACACAAAGAGGAUGCUCUGUUCUGGAGGCAGCUGAGUGCCGCCUGGUACACUGGUGGCCUGAAUAGUGGCCCCCAGUGGGUCUGUGUGCUGGGCCAUCUGGGGGUAUGCAGGCAUCUGGAGGCGAGAAAUAAUAUGUUCCCUGGCCAUCAGGGAGGGUAGCCAAGACCAGGCAGGGACAGGCCUUUGGGACCGGAGGGGCAGGCUGAGUGGCCACCCAAGAGCCUUGAGCCAGCGGGUAAGCAGUGAGGUCCCUCUGUCCCCGAGGCCACCAGGAACGGGGAUGCACAGUGAGUCGGGGCCAAGGCCAAGGUCAGUGGCACUUAGGCUUUUAUGGUUUUCUUGGCAAAUCUUAAUAACUAUAUAUUUUGAUCAAACUGUAGAAUACUACUUUAGCUGUAAGUAAGCUAAACUUAACUUUAAGCUUACUCAUGAAGAAGAGAUGCGAAAUAUAAUAAUACAUCUUCUAUUUUGUGUGGUUAAAGUACCAAAAAUCCAAAGUAAAACAUAGCAACACUAUAUAAAUGUAUUAAUUUUCAAAGUAAUAUUUUUUAAAUGAUGUCAGUGCCAUGAUAUGUUUUCUUUAAUUAAUGUAAUUUGUGACUUUAUUUUCAGUCCAAAAUUCCUGUCUUUUCUCUACCGAGAGCCUUAGAGGUUAAAAUGCAACCAGGGUGCCCUGGGAGGAAGUGCACCCUGUGAGCUUCCUCCAGUCCAGCAAACAGAUCACUUCAGGCCAGUCCUGGUGAACUCAGAGACUCCUUUCAGUAGUGAGACUUUCAUCAUCAAAUUUUAUACUAACUGACAGAGAGAUCACAAUUUCUUCUUCUCGUAAGAUGUUUUUUGGGAGUGUUUUUAUCAGGGCCCCUCAUCAAAAGCUCUUUUUCUGGCUUUUGUAAAAUUCAGUUCUCUUCCUUUCAGAAUGCUGGAAAUGACUUCUUCCCUUAUUAUUAUCCUACAUCUUUAGGCCUCAUUGAUUACCUCAUUUACACCUUGGAACCCAGGAGACUGGCAUCUUCUGCCUCGCGGUCUGUUUUCAGAAACACCGCCAGGGCUCUUUCUUCCCCACUUGCUGAUGCACUGUGCUGUGGCCUACUUUAGACACCAUUCUCAAGGGGUCUGAGCAAGAGUCCAAAGGUGGAGACAAUGCCACCAGUGACCUCAUGAGGCUGUCAGCUUUCUGUCCUGUCACAGGGACCACUGCCUCGCCUUGUCUUCAUCGCUGAAUUUCUCCUUUAAGAGUAGCCGGGUAGUUUCUAGCUGCCCAGGAUUUGCAGCAUCCCCCCGUUGGGCCCACCUCGCCACUGGGGCAGCUCUUUUCCAAUCCCUUUUCUGCUUAUGCUAUUAUUGGUUCCUAACCAACUAAAUCUCUCAAACUCAUUUAUUCAACAUGAUACUGGGUGCUGGGGGUACAGAGAUGAACAAGGUAGGCAAAGUCUCUGCCUUCCUAAGAGCUCCUAGUGAGAGCGACAACAACAAAAUAUCAGCACAAUGAAGAAAACUAAAGUGGUGGAGGAAAGGCAUGCAGUUUGGGUUUGCCUCUCUUCUGCUUUAAAAACUGCCAGUGUCCCAGCAUCCACCAGAUCUGGGCAGCCCAUCUUCUGACUUCUGUCCCUCGCCUGUAGGAACCCAGUCACUUGUCGGUCCUUCAACAGGUUUAGAGGUCUCAUGUGGAUGCUUGUCAUGGAACAGACCUUGGGUAUCAUCCGGCACAUCUGAUUCCAGUUUCUAGAAUUCCAGUUUCCUGUGCACGCAGUGCAGUGGGAAGUUGUCUUGUCGACUAGAUCAAAGUUCUACAACAUUGUACGUCCUGUUGUGGCUCAGUUGUUGGAGAUUUAGUUCAACUAAUGGGACUUCUACAAUUCCUGGAAGGCUGUUUAACAUUUUAGAAGUGUACUGUCUUCAUUUUUAAGACAGAAUUUAGACACAUCUGUUAGGAAUUCAAAGGACACCAUGACUUAUUUAACUCUUGUAUUGAACCUGUCUUUGGCACAUGCGCCAGAAUGUCUCUUGUUGCUUCUUGAGUCUUUUCAAAAGAGUUCCAGAGUGUCUGCAUUUUGGGAAUCUUGGUCUUAUUUGCUAAGUCACAAAACUAUGUUAUGAAUGAAAUCUAAAGUCCUGGGUGCAAAGAUGUUUUCCUCCCCCCUCGCCCUAAGUGCAGCAGUCCUCACAGGCACUUUCCAGUGAGACGUCACUCUGAUCAGUCACACACGGUGUACUGGAAGGUCCACAGCUUAGUGGAUCCAGCAGAGUGUUUUCUCCCCACCCACUCUAGAUGAAAGGUCCUCAUCAAAGUUAGCCCCGAUGCUGUCAGGAAGGUUCUGUGUGCAUGUGAUGCAUUGGCAAUUCUUUGUCACUGUAAUAAGAGAUAUGGGGGUUGCUGGCCUCACUUCUUGUAGAUGUAGCACUUUCUCCUCUUGCCCACUUCCUAUUCACAAGUUGGACUUGGCCUGGCUUGGUUUUCCUGAGCCCAUGCCCAUUCUCUGUCUCACUCUGUCCCAUUGGUCCUCAGCCUUAUGGUCCUCACAGAAGCGGGGCUGGCCCAUGCCCAUUCUCCAUCUCGCUCUGUCCCAUUGGUCCUCAGCCUUGUGGUCCUCACGGAAGGUGGGUUGGUUCCUGCCCAUUCUCCAUCUCGCUCUGUCCCUUUGGUCCUCAGCCUUAUGGUCCUCACAGAAGCGGGGCUGGCCCAUGCCCAUUCUCCAUCUCGCUCUGUCCCAUUGGUCCUCAGCCUUGUGGUCCUCACGGAAGGUGGGUUGGUUCCUGCCCAUUCUCCAUCUCGCUCUGUCCCUUUGGUCCUCAGCCUUAUGGUCCUCACAGAAGGGAGGCUGGCCCAUGCCCAUUCUCUGUCUCGCUCUGUCCCGUUGGUCCUCAGCCUUACGGUCCUCACGGAAGGUGGGCUGGUUCCUGCCCAUUCUCCAUCUCGCUCUGUCCCAUUGGUCCUCAGCCUUAUGGUCCUCAUGGAAGGUGGGGUGGUUCCUGCCCAUUCUCCAUCUCGCUCUGUCCCAUUGGUCCGCAACCUUGUCCUCAUGGAAGCGGGGCAGGCUCAGCUUUCACAGCCCUCAGUGCUGGAAGGAAGGCACCGUGCACUUGUAAAAGAGCCUCUUUAAGUCUUUGUUCAGCUUUCUGUCUCUGCUUUUAGUUUUUGAAAUUGCCGUUCUUUGUAUUUCCCCUCUUUGUCCAUUCCUUCACCAGUCUGGCCUUGACUUUUCCGGGAAGACAGUCACCAGGUGUUGUCCUGAACAGGUGAGCAAAAGUCCUUCUGUCCAUGGUUGGGCCGUCGCCAUUGAAACCAAGGUGUCUACUCUCUUCUAUAUUUGUUUUCUUUAUGAAGCGGUGAUUCCCACAAGGACCUGGCUUGGCUUUUUGUAUCAAAACUUAAAUCCUUUCUGUGUUCAUUGGAAACCUCACAGUGAGCCUCACACUGGAGGAGCCUUAACUAACGCCUCUGGGCAAAGUCCCACCCAGCCCCCUUCACCGCCUGCUCUUGAUGUGUUUGCUGGAUACGGUAUUUCUUUUCAGCAUCCCAAAAGCUGUGACGGGGAAGUCCCCACCAACUUACAAAGCAUUACUAGUCGACUACGCAGCUUUUGCAGAGCACCUUGUGUAGCAGUCUUUCUGCAAUGCCCUAUUUAUUUAACCUAUUUAUAUUUAUUUAAUUUUUACUCAAAAGUGUCUCCAGUUACAAGUGUACUUGUUGAAAGCACAGCAGAUUGGUUUCAGGCACCCCUGACCAUUUGAGAACUGGAAAAGCUAUGCUGUAUCCUUCCACAGGGUGGGCACCUCGCAGUAGUCUUAUCGUUAAAGGUGAAUCAUUUGGUCGGGGUAAAAUAUUAAUUUUUAGGUGAUUUUUUAAAAAAUCUUGUGCCAUUGUGUCUUCUCCAUGGACGGUUAAUCAUUGAGUCAGUAUGUGUUAACUGUGUGAUACAAUCCUCUUCGUGGAGCCUAAAAUUCUCUUUUUAGCUUUAUAUUUGAUAAACUGCCAGAUUGUACAACUUUAUGUGUAUUUUUAAAGCUGGACGAUAUGAGGGCCGUUAUCUAAGUUAAACGGCAUAUUUUUGUACCUCCUGUAUAGUUUUAUAAUUCUGCUGAUGAUGACAUCAUGUUGAGCCAACCACAAAUAAAGGUAGUUUUAGAUUUGGGGAUCAGUUGCAUCUUCUUACAGACUUGAACGGCACUCUCCAACCAAGGGCCAUUCCUGGCUGUCUUCCUGGGUAGGGCUUCUGGAUGGUGAGCUCUGAGCCAUUGGUUCAGCGGGUGGAAGAAUGGGCUGGCACUGGCCUGCCAGGCCGAGGGCUGGAACAUCCUCCUUGGUGGCUGUUUUUGGGAAAAAGUUAUUUGAAACACUGCAGGAAGUUCCCAAAGGUAUUGAUGUUUUGGGCUGAGUAUCAAGAAGGCAGCCAGGAUUGGACAGACAUCGUGUGGUCAGAAUUAGGCUUCAGCAGAGUUUGGGGCAUGUGUACAGCAAAUGGGGUCCCUGGGUGAUAAAAACGGUUCACGUGCUCAGCUGCCAAUUGAAAGGUUGGAGGUUCAAGUCCAUUCAGAGGUGCCUCAGAAGAAAGGCCUGGUGAUCUUCGAAAGAACAGCCAUUGAAAACUCCGUAGGCACAGUCCUACUCUGACACACACAGGAUCACCAUGAGUCAGAGCCAACUCAGGGGCAGCUGGUCACUGGUACAGUGAAUAGGAUGCUGGACCGAGAACUCCAGGAGAGAAGAGAAAUCAUCGCAAUAACUCAGACAGCAAAGUGGUGGGAGAGCCAAGACCUGAGCGUCAGCACGUAAGAUGACUGCACGCGCCAGGAACAUGCUCAGCUUUCCCCACAGGCUUCUCCUUCCACGGCUGGUCCUCUUCUGGUGAAGUCUGGUGAGGCUCAGUGCUCUCUUGCACCCCCAGGACAAGGUCCCCUCACAAAAGGGACUGCUGAAGCCCAGGACACCUUAGCAGUGAAAGCAUGAGGAGGCUGGCUCCUGCUCUACAGACACCCCACUCCUGUGCCUCAGUGAGCCCAGGAGCCUCACUGAGAAUGGCAGACACACCCUCCCCACUAAAGUGCUGAGUCAAGCGCACAGUCAAACUCAAGGGAGGGUGAAGGGCCGCAAGGUGUCAUGGGUACCUGUUCACUGCCUCGUGUCACCUCAAGUGGCAGAGGAGACAUUCUAGGAUUCCCUUCAUAGCUGUUAAACCAGGGCUUGGGCCAAGUCUUGAAUUGAUGCAGGCCUGGGAGGGAGGCAGCUGGUAGCACCCUUAGCUGCUUCUGAGGACAGAGAGAGAUGGGGUCCUCACAGCAAGUGGCUGAGAUUCCUCCUCGCCAGUCCCACACCCACACUACCUGCCAGUCAGGCUGUGGUCCUAGGACCUGGGGACAUUGUCAGGAGAGGGGCUUGGAGACAGGAUUGCGGCUUACAUGCUGAGUUAGCGGUGGGCUGCAAAGACGAUGCUUUUUUCUGGACAUUUGAUACUUUUAUUAAGUCUGUAUGUAACCAAAUACACAUACAUGCACAUGCGCGCGCGCACACACACACACAGGUAUAUCGUCAGUAAAUGUUCCUGUUUGCAGUAUCUUCCUAUACUUGUUAAUCUGUAUCAUUUGCACCGGACGCAGCUUUAGCUUUAGGACAUGCCUUCAUUAUGUAUUUCUCUCUCCCUGCAGACCAGUGUGUCCGUCGAGAUUGAAAACAUUUAACAUCUUUCACUGUAGUGAUAGACUGACCAGACCCUUUGGCAAGGUCAGAAAUCAGGGCAUGAGUCCACCUCUGAGCCAAUUAGCUGUGGGCUGAGGGCCAGGGCUAGCAAGAACACGGCAGCCCCCGGGAAACCAUUUUGAGAGACAGUGAGGAUGGGAAGGGGUAGUUUCCCAGUGGGGUCCGGGGACGCAAGUUGGGCAGCCAGGACAGUAACUUGGUGAACUUGACCUCUGAGAGAGGUCUUGGCAGGUAAGCCAAGUAAGUGGGGACUCUCUUCAUGUUCUUCUCUUCCUCUUCUCCAAAUCUACCUGGCCCUUCCCAGCCUGGCUCAAAGAUUGGGAUGAAGCCACAGACAUGUUCUCAUUGAGCUUGCAGUUGAUACAAAGCUGGAGAGAUUAAUCACCAACAUGAUUCAUGACCAAAUCGAGAUUCCAGGAGAUUGCAGAAACUGCAAUGCUAAGCCAGAACCCAAAGGAUGUUGGGAGGGCCUGCUUUUACCCUAAAGAAAAGGUGAUUGUGUGAAUGGUCCCCAGAUCGGCCAGGGAGUGGACGUGUUCUUCUCUGAACCCCAGGGACCCAGCCACCCUUAAUCGGCACUACUCAAGGCCAACGGUCUGUGUGCAGGAAGUUAGAGUAUGUGCUCUGGACGGGCAUUUGAAGGACCGCGCUCCAUGCUGGGCAUCCUACUCUGUAAGGAUGGGGGUGGGUGCACGAGGUGAGGGGCCUGGAAACUGUCAUAGACAUUUGAAGACACGAGAGGAGUUUGACCUAGAGAGACAUGAGAGCUGUCUGAGUCCCCCCAACUGUCGCGUGGAUGAGGAACCGGGUUUUCUGUCUUGUUCCAGAAGGUUUAAACUAGAUAAAGGGAAGCAGGGUCCAGGGCAGCCCAUCCCAGGCUCCAGGGGGGGCGGGGGGCUGCCUUUUAUCUUGAGAUGCCUAGCAGUACAGAAGGAGACCGUGUAAGGUAGUGAGCUCCAGGUCUCUGGAGGAGUCCAACAGAGGGGACGGGCCUCACUCUGAACAAACGAGAAAAAAUUCCUCCUUGGGUGAGAAGUUAGACUUAGAUCUUUUCCAAAUAAGAAUCAACCACUGAGGUCAGCCCCUCCUUGAGAUAAGUUGCUGGAACAGGGCUAUCUGCCCAGAUGUGAAUCACAGGAAGAGGGCAGGCAGAGGGGAAGCAGCCACCAAAGAGCUGUUCCCACAAUGGGGCGGGUUAGGGCGGCAGUUCUCUGGGAUUCUGCCAGGGGUGUAAGGUGGCUAGAACAAGGUGAGAGAACCAAGGAGCGGAAUCCUGAGUAGGUGCAGGAUUACCAAGGCCCAGCCCUGGUUUCUGCCAUUUUUCUGACUAGAAGCAUGAGAAGGAAAACCAGCAGCCCAGUGUAAGGGAAAGAUUGCUGGCUCAGGUUCAAGAGAUUGGCGCAAACCUUGCUGUGCCAUAACUAGGAACAUGGCCCUAGGAAAGUCCCAGGGCCCUUUGACCAAGAAGUUUUUCCUAAAAUACUCAGCAUUUCAAGAUGGCGACAAUGCUCACCCUACCGUCCUCCCUCCAACACCCAAAUCAAAGUCGAGAGAAGGUAAAAGCAGUUCAUGUGUAACUGCACUCAAAAAUAAGAGAGAACUGUUUGGACCAGAAGGAGCCUGGUGGCAUAGUGGUUAAGCACUCAGCUGCUAACCGAAAGGUCACUGUGGGAGAAAGAUGUGGCAGUCUGUAAAGAUUACAGCCUUGGAAACCCUAUGGGGCACUUCUGCUCUACCCUAUAGGGUCGCUUUGAGUUGGAAUUGCUUCGACAGCAGCGGAUCUUGAUUAGGGUUUGGACCAGAUGCGGGAGGAAUCGCUGAGAAACUCACUGAAGAGGGAAACGUCAGCCCAGGAGUGUAUGGGUGGAAAAAGCAAUGCCCUAGAAGAGGAAGCAAAAGGUCAGGGGGCCUCACUUGUGGACAGCAAGUGAGCUGGAGGCUUUCCCCAGGACACACUUCCCUCCACCUCUAAGGCUGCACAACAGCAUUGGAGAUGUUUGUCUUCAGGUGAGUCCCUGGGUGGUGCAGCUUGUGCUAAUAGCCUAGAGGUUGGUGGUUCGAACUCAUGCAGCCACACCACAGAAGAAAGGCCUGGCAAUCUGCUUCCAUUACAAUUACAGCCAAGAAAACCCUAUGAGCAGUUCUACUCUGUGGAAACCCUGGUGGCAUAGUGGUUAAGAGCUAUGGCUGUUAACCAAAAGGUCGGCAGUUCAAAUCCAGCAGGUGCUCCUUGGAAGCCCUGUGUGGCAGCUCUCGCCUGUCCUAUAGGGUUGCUAUGAAUUGGAAUCAACUUGAUGGCAAUGAGUUUGGUUUCGGUUUUCGUUCUACUCUCUAACACAUGGGAUUGCCAUGAGUCAGAGUCAACGGCAACAGGUUUGUUUUGCGGUUUUUUUUGUUUCCAGGUAAAAGCAGGGUGCGUGGAAGCUUGGGGGCUGGUGAGACCCCAUGAGCACCCAUACAAUCAGUGGGAACCACCGCCCCCCAGGUACCUGCCAGGAAACCCAUCCCACCUAGUCCCGUUCUCACUGAACAGGUGCAGAGUGUGGGCCCCAAGGGCAGCUCCUGCUCCUCCCCGAGGCGGGCAUCUCCCCCAGAUGGGCUGACAGGCAAAGGCAGAGACAAGAAUCUCCACCCCCACCUGGGAAUCCCAACUGCAACAAGGAGUGAAGUCCAUCUCCAUGCACUUGAGAAGAGCCAACUUUGAGAAACAGACUUCACAGAAGGGCUUACAUCUGAGGAAACAGGAACUCACAAGAAGUAUAAUUAAAAUAUCCUUAGAGAAGGGACGGUGUCUGACAUAGAUUGAAUUAUGUCCCCCCAAAAAUGUAUGUAUCAAUUUUGCUGGGCCAUGAUUUCCAGUGUUAUGUGGUUGUCCUUCAUUUUGUGAUUGUAAUUUUUUGUUAAAGAGAAUUAGGAUGGGACUGUAAUACCCUUACUUAGGUCACAUUCUUGAUCUAAUAUAAAGGGAGUUUCCCUGGGGUGUGGCCUGCACCACCUUUUAUCUCUCAAGAGAUAAAAACGCAAGGGAAUCAAGCAGAAAGCUGGGGACCUCAUACCACCAAGAAAGAAGCACUGGCAGCAGAGCACGUUCUUUGGACCAGGAGUCCCUGCACAGAGAAGCUCCUAGUCCACAGGAAGACUGAUGAGAAGGCUGUCAGAGAGAGAAAGCCUUCCCCUGGAGCUGACACCCUGAAUUUGGACUUAAAGCCUAUUUUACUGUGAAGAAAUAAAUUUCUCUUUGUUAAAGCUAUACAUUUGUGAUAUUUCUGUUACAGCAGCACUCUAUGGCCAAGACAGUGUUACAUCCAUGAAACACGAAAAAAGAAACGGUGGAAAAAUCAAGUCAAAUGGGGGGUGGGUGGACACAGCUGAAGAGGGACCCAGGAUCAGUAAGUUCAGGUGUGAGAUACUUUACAAAACAAAAGGGAUUUAGCAGUAUAGUUAAAUUAAAGAUCUCGAUAUGGAGAGAUGAGCCUGGAAUAUCCAGUGGGCCCAAUGUAAUCUCAAGGGUCCGUGUAAAAUGGGGGCUGGAGGGUCAGAGUCAGACCCAGUCAGCGAUGUGACGACAAGCAGCGUUGGAGUGGUGCAUUCUGAAGAUGGAGGAAGGAGCCAUGACCCAAGGAAUGCAGUCAGCCUCCACUGUUGCUGUUAGGCGCCACUGAGUUGAUUUUUGACUCAUAGCAACCCCAUCUGACAGAGUAGAACGGUUUAAUAGGGUUUCCUUGUCUGUAAUCUUUACAGAAGCAGGUCGCCAGGUCUUUUCUCCCAGAGAGCCCCUGAGUGAGUUCGAACUGCCAACCAUUCAGUUAGCAGCCAAGUGUUUAACCAUUGCACCACCAGGGCUCAUUAGGCAGCCUCUAGAAGGUGAAAAAGACAAGGAAACAGAUUCUCCCCUAAGUCCUACGAAAGGAAUGUAGCCCUGCCAACAGCUUGAAUUAGGACUUCUGACUUCCAGAACUGUAAAAUAACAAAUAGGUGUUGUUUUAAGCAAGGUCCCUGGGUGGACACUGUGGCUGAAACAGUGGGUGCAAAUAUACCUACUAUUGUGGGGAUGACAUGUGAUAGGGCAAUGUUUCAUUCUGUUAUACAUGGGGUCACUGUGAGUCAGAGAUGACUCGACGGUACCUAACAACAGCAACUGGGUGGCUCCAAUGGUUUGCACCGCACUCCUAACCUAAAAGGGAGCCCUAGUGGCGAAGUGGUUAAGCAAUUGGCCGCUAACCGAAAGGUCGGUGAUUCAAAACCCACUAUCUGCUCCAUGGGAGAAAGAUGUGGCAGUCUGGUUCCAUAAAUAUUACAGCCUUGGAAACCCAGUGGGGCAGUUCUACCCUGUCCUAUAGGGUCACUAUGAGUUGGAAUUGACUUGGCAGCAAGAGGUUUGGGUUUUUUUGGUAUUAGCAUAGAGGUUGGUUGUUUGAACCCACCCAGCAGUGCCGAGAGACCUGGCGAUCUGCCGCUGUAAAGAUUACAGCCAAGCCAACCACAAGGUCACUCAUCCUUCACGUGUCUGCUGCUUCCGUGGACUUUGACUUUUGAUGCAAGUAGAAUGAACUCGUUGACAACUUCAGUUUCUUCUCCAUUUAUCAUGAUAUUGUUUAUUGGUCCCAGUUGUAAGGAUUUUCAUUUUCUUCACCUUCAGGUAUAAUCUACACUGAAGGCUGUAGUCUUUGACCUUCAUCAGUAAGUGCUUCAAGCCGUCUUCAUUUUCAGCAGGCAAGGUUGUGUCAUCUGCAUAUUGAAGGUUGUUAAUGAGUCUUCUUCCCAUCCUGAUGCCAUGUUCUCCUUCAUAUAGGAUACGACCUCCCUGCACACCUUUUCCAAGUUUGAACUAGAUACACAACUAGUCAAAAACAAGCACCUGGUAGUAUGCAAUGGAUUUUUUUAAACUAAUCUUCGACUAGGCUCAAAUACUUCUUAAUCUAACGUUCAGGCCCUAAAAGAAAACAGCCUCACAGUAAAAGAACAAAAAACGAUAAUUUUUCUGUAUCUCUUGGGUCUUGUCUUUGCUGUCUGUAACAAGCCGAGGAGCUGCCUUUGACAUCUUUCCCAAAGAAACAGCUCAUUUUCCCAUCUGAGUUCCUAGGAAAGCCAAAAAACCAAAUUCAUUGCCACCUAGUGGAUUCCGACUCAGAGCAACCCUAUAGGACAGAAUAGAAGUGCCCCAUAGGA
This is a messenger RNA of Loxodonta africana (African savanna elephant), 14604 nucleotides long. RefSeq names its product endoplasmic reticulum to nucleus signaling 1 (gene ERN1). The record is from RefSeq and is a predicted model, not a curated record. Gene Ontology annotation, biological process: IRE1-mediated unfolded protein response; protein phosphorylation; mRNA processing. Gene Ontology annotation, cellular component: IRE1-TRAF2-ASK1 complex. Lineage: Eukaryota; Metazoa; Chordata; Mammalia; Proboscidea; Elephantidae. The coding region runs from base 117 to 3044 and encodes 975 amino acids. Gene Ontology annotation, molecular function: ATP binding; RNA endonuclease activity; protein serine/threonine kinase activity. The transcript is spliced from 22 exons.